This is a messenger RNA of Trichophyton benhamiae CBS 112371, 483 nucleotides long. RefSeq lists its product as uncharacterized. The record is from RefSeq and is a predicted model, not a curated record. Gene Ontology annotation, biological process: proton transmembrane transport. Gene Ontology annotation, molecular function: proton-transporting ATPase activity, rotational mechanism. The transcript is spliced from 3 exons. Bases 1 to 483 code for a protein of 160 amino acids. Gene Ontology annotation, cellular component: vacuolar proton-transporting V-type ATPase complex. Lineage: Eukaryota; Fungi; Ascomycota; Eurotiomycetes; Onygenales; Arthrodermataceae.
AUGUUCCCGAGAACCAAAAAACAGAAGCUGACAAUGGAUGUUGUAGGCUGCACAAAACUCCGCCGGAAUCCAGACCCUCCUCGAUGUAUGAUUGCCUGCCCACCAUACACACCGGAAACAUCACCAGCUAACAUGAGAUGGAUAGGCGGAAAGGGAAGCUCAGAAGAUAGUUCAGACUGGUAUGUCUCCCACUACGGCUGUCGACCCUACCGCACGAAGCGCAUAAAGGACGCCAAGACAGAAGCGCAGAAGGAGAUUGAAGACUACAAGAAACAAAAGGAAGAGGAAUUCCGAAAAUUCGAAGCUGAGCACUCGAGCGGAAACCAGAAAGCCGAAAGUGACGCAAACAAAGAUGCAGAGGCCCAGCUCCUUGAAAUCAAGAAAUCCGGGAAAGAUAAGGGCAACAAGGUCGUCGAAGAUCUCAUCAAGACUGUCCUAGAUGUCAACCCCCAGGUCCCAGAGAAGCUAGCUAAGAAAGCUUAA